AUGCGAGCAGCGUUCUCAAUCCCUCGUGGAUUCCUCCCCACUCCCCGCUUGUCCUAUUGCCGCCCCCGGGUCUCGCUGUCUCGGCGUGUUGUGGCCAGCGGGGCGAGUCGAACGAUUUCCACAACCAGUGCGAAUGGCAACCAGCACCAGGAUAGCUCCUCCAGCUCCAGCUCCUCGGCCAAUUCCUCAUCUUGGACCGCUAGUCGCACCUUACUUGUCUCUGCACUCGCAGCUGGACUCGGCUAUGGCUAUGCUUCCUAUGCGCAAGAAUCCCCACGGGCGGCGAAGAAGCCACAGUAUGGUUCUCAAAAGGAUUUCGAGAAGGCAAUCGCUGAGCUAAGAGCGAAAUUGGGCGAGGACACUAUUAGCACUGAUGAAGAGGAUCUCCACCAGCACGGUUACUCGGAAUGGUCGAGUCUGAAUGCCGACCGACUCCCCGUCGCCAUUGCCUAUCCCACCAGCACCGAAGAAGUCGCCGAGAUUGCCAAGGUCUGCCACAAGUACCGCAUGCCAAUGAUUCCAUAUUCGGGUGGUUCAAGUCUGGAGGCCAAUUUCUCGGCACCUCACGGCGGAAUGACCAUUGACUUUGCGUUUAUGAAUAAAAUCUUGGAUAUCCACCAGGAUGAUAUGGACGUUGUCGUACAGCCUUCGAUUCAGUGGAUGGAUUUGAAUGAGAAGAUCAAGCACACUGGUCUUUUCUUCCCCGUGGACCCCGGUCCUUCUGCGAUGAUCGGCGGUAUGGUUGGUACGAAUUGCAGUGGAACGAAUGCAGUACGAUAUGGCACGAUGAAAGACUCUGUGAUCAACUUGACGGUCGUCCUGGCCAAUGGCGACAUCAUCAAAACACGCAGACGCCCUCGCAAGACCUCCGCUGGUUACAAUCUCACAGGACUGUUUGUGGGCUCAGAGGGGACAUUGGGAAUCGUGACGGAAGCGACGUUGAAAUUAGUUCCAAUCCCCGAGCUGACUCGAGUUGGAGUUGUUGCAUUCCCGACCGUUCGCGACUGUGCAUCUACUGCCAUGCAGUUGAUCAAGAAGGGUAUUCAGGUUCAAUGCAUGGAGAUCAUGGACGAAGUGCAGAUGGACGUGAUCAACAAGGCGGGUGGAACCGGUAGAACCUGGGGUGUCUCUCCGACUCUAUUCUUCAAAUUCAGUGGAACGACGGCAGGUGUCGCUGAUAGCAUCAACUUGACGAGGCAGCUUGCUAAGAAUAACAACGCUGUUGAAUUCACAUUUGCAAAGGAUGAGAAAGAAGCGCACGACUUGUGGUCUGCUCGUAAACAGUCUCUAUGGAGUAUGAUGGCACUGCGCAAGGAAGGCUCCGAGGUAUGGUCAACGGAUGUCGCUGUGCCGCUCUCCAGGCUGCCCGAUAUCAUCGAAAUCUCGAAGAAGGAAUUGGACUCCCUAGGUCUCUUUGCCAGUAUUCUGGGACAUAUUGGCGACGGCAACUUCCAUGCCAGCAUCAUGUACGAUCGCCAGGACCCCGAGGAGAGAGCCCGAGUUGAGAAGGUUGUCUAUGACAUGGUCGAUCGUGCGCUUGAGAUGGAGGGUUCUUGCACGGGCGAGCACGGUAUCGGUCUAGGUAAGAAAGGAUCUUUGAAGAAAGAGCUUGGCACGGCUACAAUCGACGUCAUGCGAAACCUGAAGCGCUCCCUUGAUCCCCAUUGGCUUUUGAAUCCUGGCAAGAUCUUUGACCCAGAGGAAGAUUCAUGA
Messenger RNA from Penicillium cataractarum, 1713 nucleotides. Its product is annotated as D-lactate dehydrogenase. The transcript has 4 exons. Gene Ontology annotation, biological process: lactate catabolic process. Gene Ontology annotation, cellular component: mitochondrion. NCBI's taxonomy places the organism in Eukaryota, Fungi, Ascomycota, Eurotiomycetes, Eurotiales, Aspergillaceae. The coding region runs from base 1 to 1713 and encodes 570 amino acids. The record is from RefSeq and is a predicted model, not a curated record. Gene Ontology annotation, molecular function: D-lactate dehydrogenase (NAD+) activity; FAD binding; D-lactate dehydrogenase (cytochrome) activity.